AUAUGGAAACUGUAUAUAAUGUAGAGCCUCUGAAAAUCAGCCACAGUGGAGUAAUUGGCAAGGAAUAUCUGUAACAGUCCAAAACACUCUGAAAAUCAUGUUGAAAAUUCCACUAUUUGUCCUCGUCACGAUUGUGGCGACCCUCAACCUUUCUCUAGCACAGAGUCAAAACGAUGCCAGCUCCGGUGGCCAACAUAGUUUCUUCGGCAUACCUAUUCCACAUUUCCCAUUUCAAAUACCCACUUUCCAAUUCCCCCCAUUCCAAUUCCCAGGUAUCAGAGAACAAGAAGCCGGGGGCCCACCCGCUGACGCUGCUGAUUCUUCUGCAGACCAUGCUUCCUCGGAACAACAUGAAGACCAUCAGGACAGAUUUUUCUUCAACCUUUUCCGCCCGGCUUCGACAUUAGUGUCUUGUAACUAUACCACGCAGGCCGGCGCCCGUUGCACCAGCUGCACCACCGCGUUGACCUGCGGCUCCGCUAACGUCGGCCGUCUUCAGGCAUGUCGCGGCUUCUUCCCCUACUGCAACCUCGGCCGGUGCUCUUUCUUCCCUGGAGAACUUUGUUCCAACUCUACUGGUUAAAUCAGAACCUGACACUGAACCUCAUAAUCGAUGAAAAAUUUCAACGACAUUUCUUUAAUGUAAUUAGAAUUCAUGGGGAGUAAAUUAUUUUAAUACAUAGAUUGGCGAAAUAAUUACUUGAGUUUCAUUUUUAUUAUUUAUCCAUGCUAAAUCAGGUUUAUUUUUAUAAUGAAAUAAUACAACAACUUGGCACGGUUGUCUAUAUUUAUUUACAAUAAACACGACAGUAAAAUUGAAUACUUAAUAUAAAUCCAUUUUAAAAAUAUUAGUGAUACAGUUACCUCAUACUUACUUUUCAGGAGAAAAUACUACCCUACAGUAAAAUAUUAUAUUUUUUUAAGAGUUAUUAUCGUUAUUAUGGUCACAUUCGUUCGUAUUAUUGUCAAAAAUUUUAGCCAAGAAACGUUACAAGAACAUGUAAAUGUUUACAGUAUAUAUUAUUGAUGGUUUUCAAUAGGUACCGAAAUCACGCGAAGAAAUCCUUUCUCUUAUCAGUAUCACAGGCUCCAUUUUUACUAAUAAAGAAAUGAAAAGAUACGUCGUAUAUAAAUAUUAAUUCUUUUUUUAAGCAUGUGUCUUACGGAAACGUAUCUUAUAUCUUUAUUAGUAGAAAUCAAAUCAAAUAAUAUAACUUAUUAAAUUAUAAAAAGCAAAAUAGGUAUCUUCUAUAUUUAUUUGUCAAACACAGCUAGUCUAGUAGUCUCACUAAAAAAAGAAAGACUUUAAACUACAAGGAUAUGUUGGUUUUAAAUGGUUUUACAAUGUUGAUAUCGAUUAGCGGUAAGAGAUCAAAAAGCUCUUUAAUUAACAUUGUUAUUAUAUAACAACUGCAAGAAGACUCCAGACAGUAAAUAGUACCUUAAGGCUAUGAUUUUAUUUAAGAAACUACGUAUUUGUUAUAUUGUCAAGACUAUCAUGUUUUUUACGUUUUUUUAUCAAUUCUUGUAUUGUGAUUGACAACAUAAACUUAUUUGAUUAGCUACACUAUAUCUGUCACAUGUUAAACUGGCCAAAGUCGUUUUGUAAAAAUGUCCGAUAUAUCCUAAGUAUCACUAGCCUAUUUAAAACUUAUAUUCAUGCUUAAUUAAUUCAUUGUCACAACAACAUUUAACAUCAAUACAUUAUAGUGUUUCAUUUAGAUUACAUUUAUUGUCUAUACUA
Cydia fagiglandana is the source of this 1744-nucleotide messenger RNA. RefSeq lists its product as uncharacterized. NCBI's taxonomy places the organism in Eukaryota, Metazoa, Arthropoda, Insecta, Lepidoptera, Tortricidae. The record is from RefSeq and is a predicted model, not a curated record. The coding region runs from base 98 to 583 and encodes 161 amino acids. The transcript is spliced from 4 exons.